Messenger RNA from Drosophila takahashii, 1680 nucleotides. RefSeq names its product Ionotropic receptor 94h (gene Ir94h). Lineage: Eukaryota; Metazoa; Arthropoda; Insecta; Diptera; Drosophilidae. The record is from RefSeq and is a predicted model, not a curated record.
AUGUUGUCCAACAUUAGUUUUAGUCCUGCCCCCGAGCUGGUCGAUCUGUAUGGCUUGGUCCUGCAGUUUUUGGUGCCCGCGGAGACCACAAUGUUUUACUUUAACCCCACUGGAGAGAACUGCAGCUGGGAGAGACUACAGGGGACCAAUCUGUCCCAACAUCCGCAGUUUGUUUGGCAUCGCGAGGAAUCCUACCCAGGAUUGUACAAACAACACGGCAAUCAAAUCUUUGCAAUGGCCUGCCUAUCUAUGGACCUUUAUGAGUGGCAGUUGCAGCUUUUGGCCACCAGUUUGACCCGGUUUAGAUCGGUAAAAAUCCUCAUCGAGUUGCAGGCCAGGGAAAGUUCCUUUCUGGCCUCCCAAAUCCUGUCGCUUUGCCUGCAGCACAGCAUGCUUAAUGUGGUGCUGUACUUCCAGCGCUGGAGUCGCCCUCUAAACAUCUAUAAUUACCUGGCUUUUCCAUAUUUCACGUUGUUCAAGCACCGCUUGUCGGAAGCAUUAGGAUCCAAAAUUUUUACCAACCAGCUGGAGGAUCUCCGGGGAUAUCAGAUGCGCGUUCAACCCGACUUGUCGCCGCCCAACUCCUUUCACUAUCGCGAUAGUCGAGGUGAAUAUCGAAUAGGUGGGUUUUUGUGGAAGAUUAUACAACAUUUCUCCGAAAGUUUGGGGGCCGGCAUCCAGGUUCUGUAUCCCACUUGGCCAAAAGGCAAGACAGCUUCUUCGGAAUACAUGCUGGAGUAUACACGAAAUGGAAGCUCGGAUUUCGGACUGACCACCAACAUGAUCGUUUUUAAGCACGAGGAGAGGUACCGCGACUACAGCUACCCCAUGUUCUACUCCAGCUGGUGCACCAUGUUGCCCGUGGAGAAGCCUCUGGGUGUCCAUACCUUGUUCAAGCACGUCCUCUGUCCCGGACUAGUGAUUCUCCUGGGCUUGGCAUUCAUCCUGUGUUUCCUGCUGAUUCCGCCGCUGAUCAAAUACCUGGGUAUCACUUUGCGGGGAAGAUUAAUGCGAAUGGCUUGCAGGAUUUUUACUUUGGUUAUGAUGUGCGCCAGUUCUGCCCAACUACUCUCGCUACUAAUGUCUCCACCGCUCCACGAAAGAAUUGAGAGUUUCGAUGACCUUCUGGCCUCGGGUCUGAAGAUCUUUGGAAUGCGCAGCGAGUUCUAUUAUCUGGAUGGCGCUUUCCGGGCCAAAUAUGCGGCUGCUUUCCACCUGACCGAUGAUCCCAAUGAGCUGUAUGACAACAGGAACUACUUCAAUACCAGUUGGGCCUACACCAUCACCUCGGUGAAGUGGCAUGUGAUCGAGGCGCAGCAACGUCACUUCGCCCAUCCAGUUUUCAGGUUCUCGGAGACCUUGUGCUACAAUUGGGCCUCACCCUGCGGACUCUUGAUAGCCCCGGAGUCCAUCUACCGGGAGCCCCUGCAGCACUUCACCCUGCGGAUGGACCAGGCCGGGCUAAUUAGCCACUGGAUGACCCGCAGUUUCUAUGAUAUGGUGAGAGCUGGACGCAUGACCAUCAAGGACUACAGUCUUAUGCAUCUGGUGAGUCCGCUGCGCACCGAGGACCUGCGAAUGUGGUGGGACAUCUUCGUAACGGGUCUGGGCACUUCCUCCGUCGUUUUCGCCAUCGAACUGCUUCUGUUCUACACCAACGUAUUUCUCAAUAGCUUGUAG